UAUUUUAGUUGUAUUUAGUGUUUAACAGUUUUUGUUUUGUUUUUUUUUUUUUUUUUUGUUUGUUUUGGUCACCAUGUCAGACUCGGAGGAGGGUGCCUGGAUACCCUGGUUCUGCAAGCAGCGCGGAAACGAGUUUUUCUGCGAGGUGGACGAGGACUAUAUACACGACAAGUUCAAUCUGAAUUUCCUCGACUCGAACGUGAGCAACUAUCGUCGCUCGCUGGAGGUGAUACUCGAUCUGGAGCCAGAGUCCGGAUCGGAUCCACCGCCCGAGGCUGAGCUGGAGCAGUGCGCCCAGAAGCUAUACGGCCUGAUACACGCUCGCUUCAUACUGACCAAUCGUGGCAUUGAUCUGAUGCUGGAGAAGUAUCAGAAGAGUGAAUUUGGCAUCUGUCCGCGUGUCUUCUGCCAGCGUCAGCCGGUGCUGCCCAUUGGCCUGAGCGAUAAUCCUGGCGAGGAUUUGGUGCGCAUCUUCUGUCCCAAAUGCAAUGAUGUCUAUGCGCCCAGGUCGACACGGCACGCGGCCAUCGAUGGCGCCUUUUUCGGCACCGGCUUCCCGCAAAUGCUAUUCAUGGUCAAGCCAGAGAUGCGACCGAAGCGCACCAAGCAAAAGUUUGUGCCCAGAUUAUAUGGUUUCAAGAUCCAUCAAAUGGCGCUUCGAUCGCUGAGCGAGAACAUUGCCGCCAGCAAGGAUCAGCAGCCAGGUGAAGGGGAUAGCAACUGAGCAACUAAGUGCUUCGAUUGUCUGACAACAUUUUGAGCCCAUGACCAAAUUGCUUGUACCUUGCCAACAACAACAACAACAACAGGUGAUUGUCUUUUUUUUUCUGUUUUAAUGUUUUCUAAGCUUGUCUUCGUGUUUCUGUUGCCCUUUUGAAAGAA
Molecule: messenger RNA, 882 nt
Organism: Drosophila arizonae
Lineage: Eukaryota; Metazoa; Arthropoda; Insecta; Diptera; Drosophilidae
Gene: CkIIbeta2
Product: Casein kinase II beta2 subunit
Cellular component (GO): cytoplasm; protein kinase CK2 complex
Molecular function (GO): protein kinase regulator activity
Source: RefSeq, a predicted model, not a curated record